Messenger RNA from Saccharomycopsis crataegensis, 1026 nucleotides. RefSeq lists its product as uncharacterized. NCBI's taxonomy places the organism in Eukaryota, Fungi, Ascomycota, Saccharomycetes, Ascoideales, Saccharomycopsidaceae. The coding region runs from base 1 to 1026 and encodes 341 amino acids. The transcript has a single exon. The record is from RefSeq and is a predicted model, not a curated record.
AUGAGAGAUCCCAGAGAUUCAUGCCCCCAAUGUGGCAGAAUGGUGAAAAACGUCUCAAGACAUGUCAGAGAAAACCACAGUGUUGACAGGAAACAGUUCUCCUGCGACCUUUGCAUCUAUGCCACUAGAAGGAAGGACAACUUCAAUAGACACUACAAAAACGUCCAUCCCAACAAACAGCCUUCCCCAGCCAUCAUCACCUCGGUUAAAGUCAAAAGAGAAUCCCUCGAGAUCCCGUUCACAGAAAAGAAAAAGCGCGGAAGACCUAAGAAGACCGACAUUUAUCAGCUACCUUCGUCCAACACCAACACCAAUACCACUACAACUACCACAACCACAACCACAACCGAUCCGUCCCACGCCAAUUCCCCUUAUUAUUAUCCUACCUCUCUAAUGGUCAACCACAACUCUUUGCCUGCUCUCGGAUCAAACUCCAUGAGCUUUCCUUCAUCAAUAGAAAGGUCAACGAACCCUGCCGACACUUUCAACCCCACCAGCUACUACCGAUCCUAUUCUUACGACGAUUCGACUACCGAUUCGCCAUUCGAACGUAUCCAUAGCGACCAAUCACAUCUUCCUCAUCCUCAUCAUCAUCGGCACACACACAACAAAUCUUCGACUCCCCAGCUUCAAAGAACCUGGUCGUCGGAUUACAAAGAUCAACAUAAGGCCGCGGCCGCGUUUUCGAUGGCCAACUUUGGUCAACAAGUCAAUUUGCCGCUGAUAAACACCAUGCUAAAUCAUCCACGAAGCCCGGAAUCGGUGGCCGACAACACCUACUUCCAUCAGGACUAUUCCAUUGCAGCAAUGGACGCCACUACUAUAAAAAUCGAGGACACUGGUAUAAAGAUCGGGGAUACCGGUAUAAAGAUCGAAGACAGUAAUAUCAAAAUCCCUUCAGCAUCCCUUUAUUCAGAUGCAUUGCAAAACCAAAAUUUCCUGUCUCCUCAACAUACCAAUAUCAACAACAAUUUUGUUUCAAGGAUGUCUGGAGUUGGCAAUGCUCCCACUAAUUGGUUACUGUGA